UCUACAAGAUCAACAUGGACGCUGUCAGAAAGCAAACCCAAGCGGAAUGCGAGGACGUCUUUGCAAACUUACCAGUCACCAUUCAAGCCUUGUUACCCGCCGUGCUAGCUCACAAGGAUAAGAUCCUCAGCGUCGAGCGCAAGACGUACCAAUACGGAGGCACCGAUCGUCACCAGCUUGACAUCUACUACCCGCCUACGUCCUCCGCAUCCCCACGCCCGAUCCUCUUCUGGGCCUACGGCGGCGGCUUCGUCUCAGGCGAGCGCGUGCUGCCCGAAUCGCAGGGGCUGGUGCACACCACGAUCGGCGCCUUCUUCGCCCGGAAAGGUUUUGUCGUCGUCAUCCCCGACUACCGCCUCGCGCCCUCCGCCCAGUUCCCGGCCCAGGCUGAGGAUAUCCGCGACGCCAUCCUCUGGGUCAUCCAACACGCCUCUUCCACACUUUCCACCCCUAGCGUAAAACUAGACGCGGAGACGCUCGUCGCGAUGGGACACUCGGCCGGUGCUGUGAACGUCGCCACGGCUUACCUUCUCCCGGAGAUUCUGCAGGGCACGGAUAUUGCCAGACGCACGAAGGCGCUCGUGCUGCAAUCGGGAUUGUACGUGUUCGAAAUCGACGGUGUUGCGCCCGCCGUACCUCCCCCGGUCCUCGCGCAGUAUUUCGGUCCGACGGAGUUGCAGAAGAAGCGCGAGCCGCUCGCGUUACUCCGCGCGUUGUCGGACGAGCAGGUCAGCGCGCUCCCGCUGCUGCUGCUGGUGGACGCGGAGAAGGAGCCGCAGGGAGUCGUGAGGAGCGAGGAGCUGUUCAGGCAGCUGUGGAAGAGGAGGAGGGACGAGAGCGAGGUGCUGAGGAUCGUGGCGAGGGGACAUAACCACAUCAGUGUUAACUGGGUGUUGGGGACGGGCGACGGGGAGGAGUGGGCGGAGGAGGUGGCGAAGUGGUUGGGCGACACGUUGUGA
Punctularia strigosozonata HHB-11173 SS5 is the source of this 959-nucleotide messenger RNA. RefSeq names its product alpha/beta-hydrolase. Bases 15 to 959 code for a protein of 314 amino acids. The record is from RefSeq and is a predicted model, not a curated record. Lineage: Eukaryota; Fungi; Basidiomycota; Agaricomycetes; Corticiales; Punctulariaceae. The transcript has 3 exons.